AUGGCUUUGACCAAUACUCGGAACAACCAUGGACUUAUCGGUUAUGGAAUCAACAUGUACAAGCCGAAUUGCGCCUUCUCCUGUCGCGCCGCUAUCUCGUCAUGCACCUUGAACUGCUCGACCAUGAUGGAGAUGGAAGGGAUGGAUAUGUCCAUGGAUGACAUGAUGAUGGAGACAUCCGCCGAAUGCUAUGCAACCGAUGAUGCGUUCCUGAAGACGAUGGCUUACUGCAUAUCCCAGAAGUGCGAAGGGCUGCAGAAAUGGGAGCUGGAGAAGUACUGGCAAGACAACAUACCCGGUACUAGUGCGGUGCAACCAAGCCCCAAGUGGACCUACCAGGAAUCGCUCGAUACAAUAUCCAGUCCUCCAAAUCAGACUGUAAUAGGUGGAGACUCCUUGAACCAGACUAUGCUAGUGAGCGAGGAUGACUGGCUAGCGAAUUGGAAUGCACAGAAUUCAUUCGAGGAAGCUGAAGGAAAGCACGAGAAGUACAGUAUCAUUGUCAUUGUCACUUGUUUUGCGCUACCGAUCGCUCUCUCGUUCCUACGCUUCGUCCCAUUCCCGAACACGCUCGUCACUCGGUUCAAUGCCUGGAUCAUUGAUCCUCCGCUGUGGGGUACGAAGCAGAAGCAGCCGCUAGCUGGUGGUUUGGGCCUCAUGCCAACACGAGGCCAGGCAUUGUUCAUCGGCUAUAUUCUUCUCAUCAACGUCGUUCUCUCGUCAGUCGGCUACCGCUCAUCGCAACCAAACGCAUGGAACCCAGACAGCGUACGCAAUGAGAUUAUUACGCUGGUAGCAAACCGAGUGGGCGUCUUGAGUUUCGCGAACCUCCCACUGCUGAUUCUGUAUUCAAGCCGCAACAACAUCCUGUUUUUGAUUACCGAUUGGAGCCACUCCACGUUCCUGCUAUUGCACCGGUGGGUCGCAGGUAUCGCGACAAUUCAAGCCAUCUUGCAUUCCAUCAUCUACCUCCAACUUAGGAUCGAGGCACACACCCAUGCAGAAGAGAGCAAGCUGCCUUACUGGAUCUGGGGAAUCGUAGGAACCCUGUCCAUGUCCCUCAUCUUACCAUCUUCUGUGCUUUACAUCCGCCACAAAGCAUAUGAGCUUUUCCUCGCAUGGCAUGUUGCCCUAUCCAUCCUGACGAUUGUUGGUUGCUACUACCACAUCCUCUUCCGGUUCGCGCACCAGUGGGGAUACGAGACGUGGAUAUGGGCGGCAAUGGCCGUGUGGGGCUUCGACCGCGUCUUGAGGAUGCUCCGCAUGGCGAAGAACGGGUUGCGCUCUGCCGUAGUUACCAAAGUCGAUGAUGACUACGUCCGAGUGGAUGUUGCAGGCGUUGCUGCAUCAGGGCAUGCAUAUCUCUACUUCCCAACCUUGACAUGGCGUGUUUGGGAGAACCACCCCUUUUCUGUGGCAUCUACCGCGACCCCCCAGUUCGUACAAAAGUCCAAGUCACUUAGGGAUGAAGAGUCAGGCUCGUCCGAAAAGGACGAGAUCAAAAUUUCUACUGCAGCUGCUUCUAGCAACAGCUCGACUCAUGGACCCGCGAAGCUAGGGCUGACGUUCUUCCUCCGCCGCCAAGGUGGGCUCACCCAGCAACUUGUCUCUCGGGCUACUCUUCCCGUGCUUGUUGAGUCUUCUUACGGCACUCAUGUCGAUACGUCGCACUUCCCACACCUGGUCUGCAUUGUUGGAGGUAUAGGCAUCACUGCCGUGUUGCCGUAUCUGCGCUCGCAUCCGGGAUCCUCCAAGUUGUACUGGGGCGUGCGGUCUGCUGGUAUUUUGCAUGCUGUUGAUGACGAGCUCCUGAAGAAUGUGGAUAAAGAGGUAUUUGUAGGCAGUAGAAUGAACAUCCGAGCGGUGCUGCAGGAAGAGGCUGCGUAUGCCGGUGAAGGGGGUGUUACGGUACUAGUCUCUGGACCUGGGGGAAUGGCGGAUGAAGCGCGGAUCGUUGUAUCGGAGAUCGGCAGGCAGGGGAAAGUCAACAUGAGGCUUGUGGACGAAGCUUUCAGCUGGUGA
Paraphaeosphaeria sporulosa is the source of this 2022-nucleotide messenger RNA. RefSeq names its product ferric reductase-like protein transmembrane component 4. The transcript is spliced from 2 exons. Gene Ontology annotation, biological process: copper ion import; iron ion transport; intracellular iron ion homeostasis. The coding region runs from base 1 to 2022 and encodes 673 amino acids. Gene Ontology annotation, cellular component: plasma membrane. Gene Ontology annotation, molecular function: ferric-chelate reductase activity. The record is from RefSeq and is a predicted model, not a curated record. Lineage: Eukaryota; Fungi; Ascomycota; Dothideomycetes; Pleosporales; Didymosphaeriaceae.